CGAAAUACGUUUUGUGACGUCAUCGAAACGUCAGGGACCAUAUGAUCGAAGAAAAUCAAAACAAAGUUUAAUUUAAUCAUCAUGCCUUUAGGCCACAAUGAUAUUACAAAUGAUAUUGAAUUUAAAGAAUGCACCCCACCAUGCAAGAGUAUUCCACCUUGUGGAUUCUGUGGAGCUCCUCUUCCCAAAGAAGAGAGUGAUAAACAAGAACUCGUGGCUAAAAGGGAUGAAAAAUAUGUAAGAAAGCAGCGGCAAUAUAUUGACAGCUUAGUACCUAAAUGUUCCUAUGAGUGGACGCAGGAGGAUGUUGAGAAUUGGAUUGUUGAACUAGGAUUCCCACAAUAUAAGAAUGUGAUGACUGAGAAUUUUAUUACUGGCAAAAAAUUGAUUCUUUUAGAUGCAAACAAUUUGUGUAAAAUGGGCAUUAAAGAUUUCAAACAUAUAAAGAAAAUCACAGAAUCCGUCCGAAAUCUGCUAGGCAUAAAACUAACUCAUUUCACUCGUAGCGUAGCAGCACCUCAUCGCGAACCUCUGGCUCUUUAUCUUGAACAAAAAUGCUUAACAGGAAAGAAAACUGAUGCAUUAACAUAUAGUAAAUUUUUAAAUGACUAUAAUCUUCAUUAUGAUGAUGAUUGAUAUAUAAACUAUAUUUCAAAAUUGCUUUAAAUUUGACCAACUUAACAUUUUAUAGUAGUAAAGAUGUGAAAAAAAAAAAAUUAUUCCUAUACUUUAUUUAUAUUGGUCAUGAAAACAAUGCAAAAAUAAAUUCACUUUUAG
Molecule: messenger RNA, 777 nt
Organism: Centruroides sculpturatus (bark scorpion)
Lineage: Eukaryota; Metazoa; Arthropoda; Arachnida; Scorpiones; Buthidae
Product: sterile alpha motif domain-containing protein 15-like
Exons: 4
Coding region: 82-636 (184 amino acids)
Molecular function (GO): protein binding
Source: RefSeq, a predicted model, not a curated record